Molecule: messenger RNA, 3000 nt
Organism: Pecten maximus
Lineage: Eukaryota; Metazoa; Mollusca; Bivalvia; Pectinida; Pectinidae
Exons: 1
Coding region: 10-1662 (550 amino acids)
Molecular function (GO): zinc ion binding
Source: RefSeq, a predicted model, not a curated record
UGUACAAACAUGGCCGCCGUGGAUGUGUGUGAUGGAGAUAAUCUCUCUGCCCUGAUGUGUAGUGAUUGUGAAACAGAUGAAGAAGUAAAAUGGUUCUGUCAAGAAUGUCAGCUAAACUUUUGUGAUAGAUGUCAGGCUCAUCAUUUGAGAAGAAAGAAAUCAAAAUCCCAUUCCAUCGUUCCAAUGCGAGAGGCAAAAUACACACAAAUAUCUGAGAGCCGACGCUUGUGUGUUGUGCAUCCGGGUAUGUCCAUUGACUAUUGGUGUGAAAGCUGUGCUUCAGUAAUUUGUAUAAAAUGCGUUCCAGGUCGUCAUAAGAAACAUACCUGGUGUGCUAUUGACGACUUUAUGGGUCGUACCCAGAAGAAAAUUCGUGACAAAACUGAUGAAUUUAGAGAAAUGUGGUUAAAAUACAGGACAGCGAUGAGCGAUGAUUCGAGAUUCUCUGAAUAUUUUACUCAAUGUAUAGCACGUCUCAAUGAGGAUGUGAACAACCAAGCAAGCAUCUUAUGUCAGGAAGUUGACAAAAUGAAGGAAGAUCUUUUGAAAGAAAUUGCCAUAUUUGAGAGAAAAGAAACUCUUAAAAAGGAUAAAAAUCAAGUGGGGAUGAAAGAAGAUAUGACCGCUUUAAAUGCACUGAUCACAAAUACCGAACUCGAACUUAAAUGCUGCGAUUCUGCAUCAUCACUUAAUGUUUUAUCGAAGAGGCUAAGCGACCAAGAAGGUUGUUUUCAAUGUCCUGAAAUAAACCGAUGCCAUCCACCAACCUUGAGUAUACCAGAACACUUUGAUCAGUUAAAAUUGGUUUCACUUUUCGGUCAACUAAAAUAUCCAUCUUCUACUAACCUGGACGAGAAAGUAAUCUACGAAGUAAAAGCUAAAUAUCUUAAAACGAAAACAACACGGAAGAUCUUGGCCUUAUGUGUACAAGACAAUGGCAACAUCUGGGUGUCUUUCGACGGGAAUCGAUUUUUAAUGUUGAUGGAUGAAUAUCUUGGAAUCUUAAAGGAAUCUUGUGACACGGAGUUUGGGGUUGUGAGUAUGUCACUUUAUAAGAAUACUGAUAUUGUGUUCACUCGAUUCAUGGACACCUGCGUACAGCGACUCGUUUCCAAUGGCGACAGAAUGAUGACGAUUGCGGAUUUAUACCCGUACUACGCAAAGGGCGUUUGUGUUAAUAAUGAGAACAGAGUUUUAGUUUGUGCUGUGACGUCAUCGACCAAGACUUGUAAAAUUGUUAAAAUGACCGGAAGAGGUCAAAUUCUGAUGGAAAUUACAAAUGACGCGGAAAGGGAACCACUUACAUUACCAUAUAGAAUCGCGAGUGUUGAUGGCGGCGAACUAUUUGUUGUUGAUAUGGCAACCGAUGACCAUCGCGUCAUUUGUUUAGAUAAGCAAAGGGAUCGAUUGUUUUCAUGGUCUUGGCGAGGUGAGGGUGUCGGUUCCGUUGACCCCUUAGGGAUAGCAUGUGACAAAAAUGUUUGCUACGUUACCGAUGAGAUAAAUAACAGGAUAUAUAUGUUCCCAAAGAAAAACAAUACUGCUGUUGUUCUAUUGGACGAGAGCACUCGACAGUCAGGACCAAGAUGCAUCACUGUUGACCGGAAGGGGUGUAUCUGGGUCGGUUGUAACAACGGGAUAAUUCUAAAAAUUGAAAGAUGAAAUCUGGAUAAUUUUAAAUCCCAAAAUGAAGUAAACUAUGCUAUAAACAUGUACUAAAAGAAACCCACUGGUAAUGAGGGAUUUGAUUAUAAAUAACUUCAAAUAGAUAAGAUACAUCUUCACAGGAAACUAUUGUAAUGUUAAGUGUUGAUGUGAAGGACAUUUGACAGUCGGUGGUAUACUUGUAAGCGAUCCUUGAAUAGAAUUGAAAUUAUGCAUAAAUGUGUGUAGUGGAUGUGAUCAAAAUCAAAACAAUAGAGUGAUAUGAUUAUAUAAUAUUCAAAUGAAUUUGAGUCUUCAAAUUGUCUUAUGAAUAGAUAGAUUCAAUUCUGUGUACAGAGUGCAAUUCCUAAAACAGCUGAAACAAACUAAUGCUAAGCGGAUGUUCGAUCAUUAUGUACACAAAAGGAAAAGACUUGUUUUGAGCCUCUUUGAAAAUGUCAUGGUUCAUAUCAGUAUCCAUUUGUUUUAGGGUUUUUUCGGUAUAAUAUUAUGUAGCAUAUAUAUGUUGGUACAAAUACACUAAGCAUACAAGUUGGCCAUAUUAUUCAACAUGUACGGUAUCUUUUUAUCAAGUCUUUAAAAUACAUUUUGUUAUGUGUAUUUUGUACAAAUGACAUCCAUCAAUACAUGUUUACACAGUAUUAUGAUAAAAACAAUCUAUUUAUGUUACAGUGUGAUGACAAUAUCAUUUAAAUGUUUGGUAUACUGUACAAUGUAUGCCCUAGAUUCUAUAAAUGUUUGUUAUAAUGUUAAAAUGCAUACCUUAGAUUAAGCAGUUUCAGUUCAAAUGGCUUUUUUGUACAAUCUUUACAAAUUACAUUGAGAUGCUUUAUGUUCUGAAAAUCCAAUAAUCUUUUUCACCGCUAAUAACGAAAUUUAAACGAUAUCAUUAUAAUAGAGACAUGCAUUAAAUGCCUACAUAACUUUAAGCAUGCUAUCCAUAACUGUUCAAUUAUGCAAAAAUUCCAUCCAAUAAUCCUAUGCGAGUAUAUUUGUAUUAAAUAAUAUUAAUUAGGUACACAUGGAAAGUCGAUUAAACAUUCUUUUUAAUACAGAACUGUCAAAGUGACAUAGCCUUUCUGGCUCAUUGGAAUUGGUCCAAUACGAGUCGAGAAUGUAUGAUGAGGUCUGGCAUUUUGAAUCUAUGGUCAUGUUGUGCAUUAGGCACACAAUCCUUGAAUUUUGUCGAAUAAGGGAGGGACAGUCUGAUUCGUUCCGGAUGUCUCCCUCCUCACAAUUCACCAAUCCAUAUUUUAUACUCGAGCUACCUCCCUUUGCACACGACACUGGAGUGUCAUUGUUCUACCACAGUAAAAUAAAACAUUUGAAACGUUA